Molecule: messenger RNA, 2037 nt
Organism: Hipposideros armiger (great roundleaf bat)
Lineage: Eukaryota; Metazoa; Chordata; Mammalia; Chiroptera; Hipposideridae
Gene: TMEM59L
Product: transmembrane protein 59 like
Exons: 8
Coding region: 16-1518 (500 amino acids)
Source: RefSeq, a predicted model, not a curated record
CCCAGAGUGGUUUGGAUGUGGAGACGGUGUCCUGGCGUGGGUGUGCAUGGGGUGGGGGCCAGAGCGUGCCAGAGGCUAGGAGCUCCUGAUGGGGCAGGGGUCUUACCCUGUUGGGCUGUGGUUCCCGCUCACCCCCAAGGCUGGGCCCCCGGUGCCCAGACUAGCUGGCUCCCACUUCCUCUCCCUCUCACCCACGGACUCACAAAGAUUUCUCUCGCUGAAGGCUCCCAGCCUGGCCCAGCCCGUAGGGGACGGUUCCGAGCGUUCCCGGUGGUGGGGACUCCGCGCACCCCCGAGAGCAGGGUCCCGCCGGGGGAGGGCGGCGGCGCCGGCCCGCGGAGAGGCGCGUCCCCGGGGACCCCGGGCCGCGCGCCAGGCGGCCAGAGCGUCCCCCCUCCCGCCCCGCCUUUCUCCCGGGGCUCAUCCCUCCUUCGGGAGGGGGGCCCGCUCAAGGCCCGCACCCAGCGCGCCUACCGCGUGCGCCCCCGCCCGGGAGCGGUGCCCCGCGGUCACCGCGGCUCCGAGCCCGCGGACGCUGUCGCGUGCGCCCGCCAAGUCCCUGUAUGCAGAGGGCCCCAGGCCGCGGCCCCCCAAUCUCUGGGGUCCGGACCGAGCGUCCUUGGCCCGGCGGCCCAGGAGGACCUGAAGCAGGCAGACUCCUCCAAGUCCCAGAAGGAGUAUGACAGGGCAGUCUUCAUCAGUGCUUGUGAGCGAGGCUGCCGCCUCUUCUCCAUCUGUCGGUUUGUGGCCAGGAGCUCGAAACCCAAUGCCACACAGGCUGAGUGUGAAGCAGCCUGCGUGGAGGCCUACAUGAAGGAGACAGAGCAGCAGGCCUGCAGCGAGGGCUGCUGGAGCCAGAAUCCUGAGCCGGAGCACGAGCCAGAGUCUGAGCAGAAGAGAAAGGUCCUGGAAGCUCCAAGUGGGGCUCUCUCGCUUCUGGACUUGUUUUCUACCCUCUGCAAUGACCUUGUCAACUCGGCCCAGGGCUUCGUCUCCUCCACCUGGACAUACUACCUGCAGACUGACAAUGGGAAGGUGGUGGUGUUCCAGACCCAGCCUGUGGUAGAAAGCCUGGGGCACGAGGGGGCCCGUCUGCAGCGAGUGGAGGUGAUUUGGCGGGGAUCUCAUCCUGAGGCCUUGGAGGUGCACGUGGACCCUCUAGGCCCCUUGGACAAGGUGAGGAAGGCCAAGAUCCGAGUCAAGACCAGCAGCAAGGCCAAGGUGGAGUCUGAUGAGCUGCAGGACAACGACUUCCUCAGUUGCAUGUCCCGGCGCUCGGGGCUUCCUCGCUGGAUCCUGGCCUGCUGCCUCUUCCUCUCUGUGCUGGUGAUGCUGUGGCUGAGCUGCUCCACCUUGGUGACUGCGCCUGGCCAGCACCUCAAGUUCCAGCCCCUGACCCUGGAGCAACACAAGGGCUUCAUGGUAGAGCCAGACUGGCCGCUGUACCCUCCCCCGUCCCACGCCUUUGGGGACAGCCCCCCACCCUACAAGCUGAAGCUGGACCUGACUAAGCUGUAGGCCUGUCUCCACCCGAGCACUGCCAAGCGCAAGGGCUCCUCUAUCCUCAAUGCCCUGUGCCCAGGGGUCCAGGCCAGGGCGGGACCAUCUUUGGGCUCCUGCAUCCCCAAAUCCUCUCUCUCUCGUCCCAUCCCUCACUCCUCUGGAUCCUGGGGUCACCAUGCCCCCAUGGGAGGGGAUGGGAUCUGGCCUUGGGCCCCCCUUUCCCUGGAGCGUGCUACUUUUUGUCUUCUAUCGUGUAGCUUCUUGAGUAUUUGAACCCCAGUUCUGUGCCGCUUUUCUCCUUCCUCUUCACUUUCCUCUGGGAGUGGGCUGAGGCUGCAGGGGAGCAGCCUUGUGCUAAGCCUCUCUUUUUCCCUACCCCACCUCUAGAGAUCCAGCCCCAUGGGAGGAGGCCCCUGCAGGAAGAGGCAGUGGGCAGCUCCAUGCUGUGGGGAUAGAGGUAGGCAGCUGAGGCUGGAAUUGCAGCAUGGGGGUUGGGAGGAAUAAACCAUGUACAUAAAAUAUGUCUUGGACCAA